Messenger RNA from Racocetra fulgida, 183 nucleotides. The record is from the annotation of a GenBank genome assembly. NCBI's taxonomy places the organism in Eukaryota, Fungi, Glomeromycota, Glomeromycetes, Diversisporales, Gigasporaceae.
AUUAUUAUAAUUACCUUUAUAGCAUUUUUACUAAUAAAUAUAUAUCUCUUAAAAGAUAUUUUAUUGAAAUUACUCUUAAUGAUAAUACUAAACUUCACAAAGAAAUGAAAAAUAUUAUAAAAAUAAUUGGAGGCUUGUUAAAGGACAGAGUGGAAGCUGAUGAUUCUUUUGCUAAUAAGGAAA